Molecule: messenger RNA, 1534 nt
Organism: Amyelois transitella
Lineage: Eukaryota; Metazoa; Arthropoda; Insecta; Lepidoptera; Pyralidae
Exons: 9
Coding region: 58-1422 (454 amino acids)
Biological process (GO): proteolysis
Molecular function (GO): serine-type carboxypeptidase activity
Source: RefSeq, a predicted model, not a curated record
AAAUAUGUAUUCAUUAAUGUUUAAGGUAUUUUGAGUAUCAGAACGUCACUAGGAAAUAUGAGAAAAAGAACUGUUAUAAUAAUUUCUGUAGUAGCUGCAGUGAUUGUAGCUGCAGGUUUAAGUGUCUUAAUUUGGUGGUUAGUGACGAGAAAUGAUGGCGAGAUUACGGUCAUUGAUUUGGAAGGAGAAGGUUUCGAUGGUGUCUCACAUUCAGCGGGGUUCACAAGCAUACAAGGAACUGGAGAUUUAUUCUGGUUAUUCUAUCCAACAACAAAUUUUUCAUCAACAAAUAGGCCUAUAAUACUAUUUCUGGAUGGAGUCACGGGGAUUCCGCCUAGUCUAUGGGCAAACUUUGGCAUGUUUGGACCCCUUGAUAUUAAUUUAAAUAGAAGAGAAGAUUCAUGGGUUGAUUCAUAUAACUUGUUAUUUUUUGAUGCGCCAAUGGGCACAGGUUUCAGCACUAUAGAGCGGGAAAACAGAAUUCCCAGAACACUUGAAGGCCAUGCUGAUCUACUGGCAUCUAAUCUUGAGUCGUUUUACAAUCGUCAUAGAACCUACAGCUCUGCGCCUCUUUACAUUAUGGGCGAAGGCCACGGCGCACAACUAGCACUCGGUUUAGCCGAAAAACUGACAAAACCGGAUUUAAACUUUGAACACAAUUUACAAGGAGUUAUUAUUGGCAAUGGAAUAGUAUCACCAGCAUUGGCCCUUAGUAAAUUGGGAUUCUACCUCGAAGAGCUUGGAUAUAUAGACGGCAGAGGGCGCGAAACUAUUGAAACCUUUUCCAGUGAAAUAAACACUUUAGUCAGCGACGAAAACUACGAUGAUGCUUUUGAACAAUUCCUAACUUUGGGCGAAAUUGUCAAUGAUAACGCUGGUGCUAUUGCAGUUAACUUAGGAUACAUCAUCCAAAAAUUAACACGAGAAGAGACUUCUUCAAGAAAUUUUAAUGCCUUCGGAAUGAGAAGUUAUUUACAAAAAGCUUCGCGUGCCCAAAACUUGUACGAGUUCAUGGAGGACACAGUGGCACCAGCUUUGGGUAUCUCCAACGUGGCAUACGACAGCUCUCGAGAAACUGCACUGAACUCUUUCAGGUCCAUAUUGAUGGUUCCUUCAGUAGAAAUAGUGGAACAUUUACUCCAAAAUACAAAUGUCACAGUUUCUAUAUAUAAUGGUAAUUUGGACGCAGUAUCGAACACACCCGGUCAAUUAGAAUGGAUAAACAACUUAGUUUGGAGUGGACGAUUUGAGUUCGAUAACAGCACCCGUCAAACUCUAGUUGUCGACAGACUCGUCCAAGGAUAUUUCAAAGAGACUGCGAAACUAAAAUUCUACUGGAUCAAUGUGGCUGGAGUAUCAGUGCCAUAUGACAGUAGACGUGCCAUGAGAAUAGUCCUUAAUCGAAUAUUUGGUACAAAUUAGUGCAAGAUCGAUUGACCUGGCGUGCCAGUAACAUUCGGAUAACAAUAAACGCCACUUUAUAAUGAUCAUCUUAGAACAAAUAGUUUCAUCAUUAAAUACAUUUUUAAUAUUU